This is a messenger RNA of Necator americanus (New World hookworm), 324 nucleotides long. RefSeq lists its product as uncharacterized. The transcript has a single exon. The record is from RefSeq and is a predicted model, not a curated record. The coding region runs from base 1 to 324 and encodes 107 amino acids. Lineage: Eukaryota; Metazoa; Nematoda; Chromadorea; Rhabditida; Ancylostomatidae.
AUGAGGAAAACCGAUAUAGUGGUCAAUUGCGCAAUGGACAGCCAUGUGCCAGAUGGCCUUUUAGAGAGGAUGCGAACUCGAGAGAGUUCAAAGAUACAAAUACGAGAAGGGGUCGCCAGGAGUGGAGUAAAUCGCGUGGACAUUGGCGUUCAACCACACUAUUCACAUCAAGUGGAUCGUCUCACUCCCGAUCCUCACAUUCAUGGAUUGUACACCGAACGGGACCGUUCGUUAUACGAUUUCCCUAACCGCGUAACCGUUCCAUACACGAGACUCGUGCAACGAGUAUUUUGUCGAGAAAUGGAGCACUUGAAUCCGUUGUAG